Messenger RNA from Folsomia candida, 935 nucleotides. Its product is annotated as sonic hedgehog protein A. Bases 42 to 671 code for a protein of 209 amino acids. Lineage: Eukaryota; Metazoa; Arthropoda; Collembola; Entomobryomorpha; Isotomidae. The transcript has 2 exons. Gene Ontology annotation, biological process: protein autoprocessing; intein-mediated protein splicing. The record is from RefSeq and is a predicted model, not a curated record.
UUGAAUCAUCCACCCCGAAAAAGAAACUUACCAGCCUCAAAAUGCCCCCAUUUUGUUGCUCAUCUCCCGCCAUCGCGAUCUGUUUUCCACCCGGGACCCUCGUGACUAGCAGGACCCGGGGGGAAAUUGAGAUUCAAGAGUUGACCCGGGGGGAAGAAAUUUUGACCCUGGACGCCAAAAAUGGGGCCCCUAAAUGGACCGAAUUCUACACCUGGACCCACAAAGAUGCCAACAUCAUGGCGGACUUUGUCGUCUUGAUUGUCUCGGAUGGAAAGGAGCUCCUUAUUUCCAACGACCAUCAGCUGUUCGUUGCUGGUGAGCAGGGAAAAUUGCCAAUCGCGAAAAAAGCUGGGGAUGUGAAGAUUGGCGAGGAGUUGCUCCUGGCCGACCCCGACUCCGGCCAUGUGAAGAGGAUGGAAGUGGUGGAAAUCUCUGUGACCGAGUUGCGCGGGGUGUACGCCCCCCUCACGAUGAGUGGCACGUUUCUAGCGAACGGAAUCUUGGUGGGGUGCUAUUUAGGAGGCGCCCAUAAGGAAGCACAUCUCUCCGCCGCCCCACUCCGGGCCUGGUAUCGACUCAAGCGCCGUGGGGGAGGAGGAAUUAAACAGGACAAGAAGGACCCCUCGGAGGGAAGGUGGAGCUUUCUUCACAGGCCCGUCAUGGCUAAUUAAAUAAACUUUCCUUUUCAUGAAUUGAUUGCGAGUAAAUCGUUCAGGUAGACUCUUUUCACUACUAUUGCGAAAUUACUUUGUUAACUUUUAACUUGUUUACUUUGAAGUUUGAAUUUGCUUUAGUAGAUAAAAUUCUCACACCAGAAAAUUAAUUAGUCAUUAAUCCAUUAAUUGAACUGUAAAUGUUGGUUUUGGUCCUGUACUCAAUUUUAAAUACUCCUUAAAUGAAUCUUUCUGAUUUAAAUAAAUACAUACAAAAAAUAA